Molecule: messenger RNA, 1387 nt
Organism: Propithecus coquereli (Coquerel's sifaka)
Lineage: Eukaryota; Metazoa; Chordata; Mammalia; Primates; Indriidae
Gene: ELAC1
Product: elaC ribonuclease Z 1
Exons: 4
Coding region: 99-1190 (363 amino acids)
Cellular component (GO): nucleus
Molecular function (GO): 3'-tRNA processing endoribonuclease activity
Source: RefSeq, a predicted model, not a curated record
CCGCCUGCGCGCGUCGCCGCCCCGCGGACGGCUGGGCCUCGGUGCGGGCCUGCGCCUCCCUCGGCUCCUGUCGCGGGCCUCGGGGAGAGGGGUGGAAGAUGUCUAUGGAUGUGACGUUUCUGGGGACGGGCGCAGCAUACCCAUCUCCAACCCGGGGUGCCUCUGCUGUGGUCCUUCGCUGUGAGGGCGAGUGCUGGCUCUUUGACUGUGGGGAGGGAACACAGACACAGCUUAUGAAAAGCCAGCUGAAAGCAGGGAGAAUUACCAAGAUUUUCAUCACUCAUCUUCAUGGAGACCAUUUCUUUGGCCUUCCUGGGCUCCUCUGCACAAUUAGCCUGCAAAGCAGCUCCGUGGUUGCCAAACAGCCCAUUGAAAUCUAUGGCCCUGUAGGACUUCGGGACUUUAUCUGGCGAACCAUGGAACUGUCUCACACAGAGUUGGUCUUCCCUUAUGUGGUCCAUGAGCUGGUGCCUACAGCGGAUCAAUGUCCUGCAGAAGAGCUAAAGGAAUUUGCACAUGUGAAUAUAGCAGACAGCCCUCCCAAAGAGGGACAAGGAAGAACUAUCCUAUUAGACUCAGAAGAAAACUCAUACCUCCUGGUUGAUGAUGAACAGUUCGUUGUAAAAGCAUUUCGCCUCUUUCACAGAAUUCCCUCCUUUGGGUUUUCAGUCGUGGAAAAGAAACGCCCAGGUAAACUCAAUGCACAGAAACUAAAAGACCUUGGUGUUCCGCCAGGUCCUGCCUAUGGAAAGCUGAAAAAUGGAAUUUCUGUUGUUCUGGAAAAUGGGGUUACAGUUUUUCCCCAGGAUGUCUUAAAAAAGCCUAUCGCUGGAAGAAAAAUCUGCAUCUUGGGUGACUGUUCCGGGGUUGUGGGUGAUGGAGGAGUGAAGCUGUGCUUUGAAGCAGACCUGUUGAUCCAUGAAGCGACCUUGGAUGACGCCCAGAUGGACAAAGCAAAGGAGCACGGCCACAGCACACCACAGAUGGCAGCAACAUUUGCAAAGUUGUGCCAUGCAAAGAGGCUGGUUCUGACUCACUUCAGUCAGAGGUACAAACCAGUUGCCUUGGCCAGAGAAGGAGAAACAGAUGGCAUUGUAGAACUAAAAAAGCAAGCUGAAUCAGUGUUAGAUCUCCAAGAAGUGACUCUAGCAGAAGAUUUUAUGGUGAUUGGCAUUCCAAUCAAGAAGUAAAUCAGUGUUCCUGAACACAUAUUGACAUAUCUGUGAACCGGACCUAUUGUCAAGUUUUUAAUUUUUUGUUUUUAGUCUGAAAUCAUUUGGGCCCUGUUAAUCCUAAAAAGGAUGGAGCUGCAUUGCUGAACUGACUCAGUAGCUAGAGGGGAACAAGAUUUUUGAUAAUAAAUCAUUUUUAAAAGAACAAAACCCCA